This is a messenger RNA of Pocillopora meandrina, 501 nucleotides long. NCBI's taxonomy places the organism in Eukaryota, Metazoa, Cnidaria, Anthozoa, Scleractinia, Pocilloporidae. The record is from the annotation of a GenBank genome assembly.
AUGGCGGAAAGGUUUCGACGAUUGAGGGAGCGAUUCUUGUCCAAGAUUCACCGACCCUUUUGCUACAAGAGAGUUCAGAAGAACACGGAUAACAGUGAAUUCAGUGAAUCGCAAGCCCACUUCGAAGCGACUUCGAAGAAAAAGAUCUCAUACGACUGCCUCGAUGCGGAUCAGGAGAACUGCAGCAAGACCCCAGAGGGCGCACCUUUACAGAGUGAGUGCGCCUCUCUUGAAGCAUCCGUUUGUAAGGAAAACGUUACUGUGGAGAUUACAGAGGAAGACGAAGUUGAAGAGCUUUCGCAAAUAAAGCAAACAGAGUCGCAAAAGAGGAGGCGUUCUUCGGCUUUCCAGCGAUUGGUUAGCUUAGUAAAACCAGAGAACAGAAGGCAUGCGAUUUGUGAGCAAAUGGAAAGGGAAAUUGAGACACGAGGCGUGAGUUUAAGGCAGUAUCGAAAGUUCCUAGCAACAACCUACAUCUUGCACGAUUUAAAAAUGCUGUAA